AUUGGAAUACAAUAAUACCUGAGCUCAGAAUCUCUGUGCGCAUUGCGUUUUACAGCCAGAAUGUCACUUUUUUGUAUCUGUCUACCGACUUCAGAGAAGUAGCGGCUAUUUUUUGCCUCGUUUAAAUAGCCCGUCGGACCGGUAAUGUUUCUGUUUACACGCUGCUGACGCACGUUGCCUCAACUUUUUGUGUUGACGGAAACUUGCUCCGCGUUGCCGUCAGUGUAUUUCAAAAGGGUUCAGAGCGUGCUGCAUGUGUGGCGAAUUGUUUUAUUUUCUUGGUGUGGAUGAAUGAAAUGGGAUUUGCCGGUACCAGAGAAGUGUCGUGGGACUCGGUUGCAGCUGGACUGUCCACUUCUUGAACCUGCUCUGGAUACUUGGAACACGUUUAUUUGGCUCCAUGGAGUCUGUUGGGAAGUUUGAGUUCAACAGGAAAGACCUGAUUGGUCACGGAGCCUUCGCUGUUGUGUUCAAAGGCAGACAUAAGGAGAAACGUGACUGGGAAGUUGCUGUGAAGUGUAUCAACAAGAAAAACAUUGCCAAGUCUCAGGCUUUGCUUGGUAAAGAAAUCAAAAUCCUGAAGGAGCUGAAACAUGAGAAUAUCGUUAGACUACUUGACUAUCAGGAAAUGGGAGGAUGCAUAUAUCUUGUCAUGGAGUAUUGCAACGGAGGUGACCUAGCAGAGUACCUCCACUGUAAGGGCACCCUGAGUGAGGACACCAUCCGUGUGUUCCUGCAGCAGAUUGCUCAGGCCAUGAAGGUCCUGCAGAGCAAAGGCAUCCUCCAUCGAGACCUCAAACCCCAAAACAUCUUACUGUGCCACCCCGAGGGACGUCGGUCCAGCUCCAUUAAUGCCAGCAUCAAAAUAGCUGACUUUGGGUUUGCCCGUCACCUGCAGACGAACGCCAUGGCAGCCACCCUGUGUGGCUCUCCCAUGUACAUGGCGCCUGAGGUCAUCAUGUCCCAGAAUUACGACGCCAAGGCUGAUCUCUGGAGCAUAGGAACCAUUGUGUACCAGUGCCUGACUGGAAAAGCACCAUUUCAUGCCAGUACGCCGCAGGAGCUCCGUCUCUUCUAUGAGAGCAACAGGAACCUGUUACCCAGCGUCCCAAAAGAGACCUCCAGCCACCUGAGACACCUGUUACUGGGGUUACUGCAGAGAAACCACAAAGAGCGAAUGAGCUUCGAUGAGUUCUUCCACCAUCCUUUCUUGGAGUCCAGCACACCACCAAAGAAAUGCUCGCCAGCUGUCGUGGUCUCCUACCCCAGCUCAGGUUCAGGCAGCUCCUCCAGCAGCUCCUCUGCUUCCCAGCUGGCCUCGCCUCAACAUUCCGAUGGAGAGAUGCAUCAACUUCAGCCCGGGAUGCGUUGCUCCCCAACACAAGACAACCUGGGCCUCCAGCUGAGAGAGACAGCCACUCAGCAGACUCAAAAUGGCACGUCUUACACAGAAGACUAUGUGAUGGUGCCUGCCCAGUUUCCCGGUGACUACACCUGUGAGGUGGAGGCUGAAUUGCCCAUUCCCAGCUGCCUCACACACAGUUUGAGCUCAGUGCUGGCCGAGAGAAAUCCUGGUGCUCCAGGAAGGACGCCUCCGCCAUCUCCCCUGUCGUAUUCUCCCCAAAAGCCUGUUAGACGCCACUCGGUCGCCAUUCCCGUGCCAACUCAGAUCCAGAACUUCCAGCGUAUGGAACAGAACCUGCAGCCUGUCGGCCUGCACGGCUCCACCAGGGUCACACUAUGCUGUGGGGGCAGCAGCAGGGAAAGCUCCCCACAGUGUGGCACCGGCUUUGCCUUUAACUCUCCAAAGCUGGCAGCUGGAGGAGCUCAACCACAGCAGCACUCCCCAAAAGUGGGACUGACUCCGAAGACUUCAAAGCAGACCCUGCUCACAGGCUCUCCCGAUGAGGGACUGACUUCCAGCCCUAAGCAGCAGGUUCAACCUAAAAUGCCAAACCGAACCAGGACUGUGCCAAACCUGCAGUCCCUUGACCCGUCUCCUCCUUCAAAGGCCAACAUGAGCCGGAAAUCAGACAAUAAAAAGGGCCCUUUUAAAAGAUCGCUCAGCACGGGGAAGUUGUCGGACAUGCUGCUGAAGGCGGCUUUUGGAACGCAGCUUCUUGCUGGGGGAAGUGACGAGAACCUCAACAGUGAGAAAGGCAUCGAUAUAGCAGUGCCACCUGCUGGUUGCCACGUAGUCUUUCAGUGCUCAGACAGUCCACCCCCUGCUGUCUUUAUGAUGGGCUCUCCAUCCAGUGGAAACAUUUCUCCUGACACUAUAGCAUCCAGGGCAUUCUCAGGCUCCCCCAGCUACACUAACUCAGCCUGGCUGCUGAACAGUCGCCCUCUGCAAAGAGGAAGACGUAGACACAGCGAGACUGACGCCAUGGAGGUUGUCUCACACGGCAGUUUCAUUUUUCACCCUCCAGCACUCGCUGAAGAUACACUGAUGGAGCAAACUCAUACAGAUGCUCUGAGCGACUUGCGUUUCACUUUGGCUUUCGUCCACUGUGUCAUGGAGCUGGCUUCAUCCAAGGAUCCAGGGCUGGAAGUCAUCAGCAGCCCUGAUGUUUCCUUUCUGGAGCGGAGCGUGGUGACAGACCAGAUCAGCCUUCUGAGUCGAGAAUGGAGGUAUGCAGAGCAGUUGGUGUUGUACAUGAAAGCUGAAGAGUUUCUCUCAGCUGCGUUGCGCAACGCUAAGGAAAAUAUCAAACAGGGCCAACUCGUUCCUUCUGCUACAGUCAAACAAGUGAUCAGGAAACUCAAUGAAUUGUACAAGAGCUGCGUGACAUACUGCCGCUCCCUCAACAACCGUCUUCAGGCCUUCUUACUUGACAAACAGAAACUAAUUGACCACUUCAACGAACUCACAGCAGAGAAGCUCAUCUACAGUCACACUGUGCACAUGGUGCAGUCUGCAGCUUUAGAUGAAAUGUUUCACUGCGGGACAACAUCGGUGCAGCGCUAUCAUAAAGCCCUUCUGCUGAUGGAGGGUCUGUCCAGGAACCUGACAGAGGAAAACGACAUUGAAAACAUAGAUAAAUGUAAGCAGUGUAUUGAGCGACGCCUCUCAGCGCUGGAGACAUAAACUGUAUCAAUGAACUCCAUGACGGUGUCCACAAAGACUGUCCUGUCUCAUCCAUCUGGUCUCGAUGCUGAUGGAUUGUUUGACACUGUCGGUACACAUGCACUUUGACCUCUCCUGAGUGAAACGACCACUGGAGCAUCUGCUCUUUCCCCACCACUGAGCCUGGUAUCUCGAUUGAAAUGCACAUAGAAGACCGGACGUCUUGUUUGAGAUAGUGUUAUGAUUGUUUGAAUCCCGAGAUCAGGUUAGCUGUUCUCACUUUUGUUACAGACUGUUUGCGUUUGUUGGUUUUUGCACUGAGAAUAAUCAGAUAAAUUAUUAACUGAUUUAAAAAAAAAAUGUUAUACUUGAAACAAAAAGUGGUUCUUUUGUUUGCAGUCGUUGUACCAUGAGUCCUGUAAGCGCUCACUGGCGAACAGGAGUCUGAAUAUUUUGGAUGAGAUGACCAAAUAUUGCUGAUAUGUAGCGAUUCUAGUCAAACAGUGCCUUUUUUUUGUACAUUUGUAAUUGAGUUGUGGAUGUAUAGCUGAUGACUGUUUUGACCUCAUACUGGAUGAUUACUUUAUGACUGCUGGUCUUAUGAUCUAACAGAUGUACACUGUAAAGUGCAAUAUAUAUGUACUGACAAUUGAAUGAGAGUUUAAGUUUGAAGCUAAAUGGCUACCCGUAAUGCGGUAACAUCAGAAAGCGCUGUAUGUGACUUUGAGUGACAUUGUUUGCAUGCUGCAUUGCUUCUGUUUUGUUUUGUUUUUUUUCUAUGUGUGAAAAUGAUGGUUUUCUAAGCAAUUGCUGCUUUGACUAUAGGGAUUUGCAUUGAUGUAACAAGUGGUGAUCUUCACAUGAAUUUGUACAUAAUUGUACCUGACAGGAAAACUAGGCAAUUACAGUUGAUAUACUCCAAUAUAAUGCAGAAAUAUUGGAGGGUUUUUUUUGGAAUGUAUUCAAUUUUAUUCUGUAUUUUUAAGACCGUCACUUGAAUUUGUCAUGAGUUGUUACAUGUUGU
Salarias fasciatus (jewelled blenny) is the source of this 4091-nucleotide messenger RNA. RefSeq names its product unc-51 like autophagy activating kinase 1a (gene ulk1a). The coding region runs from base 401 to 3088 and encodes 895 amino acids. Gene Ontology annotation, molecular function: protein serine/threonine kinase activity; ATP binding. Gene Ontology annotation, biological process: peptidyl-serine phosphorylation; negative regulation of collateral sprouting; response to starvation. The record is from RefSeq and is a predicted model, not a curated record. Lineage: Eukaryota; Metazoa; Chordata; Actinopteri; Blenniiformes; Blenniidae. The transcript has 27 exons. Gene Ontology annotation, cellular component: phagophore assembly site; autophagosome; cytosol.